Messenger RNA from Onychostruthus taczanowskii (white-rumped snowfinch), 962 nucleotides. It is a transcript of the gene EPYC, whose product is annotated as epiphycan. The record is from RefSeq and is a predicted model, not a curated record. Bases 8 to 958 code for a protein of 316 amino acids. NCBI's taxonomy places the organism in Eukaryota, Metazoa, Chordata, Aves, Passeriformes, Passeridae. The transcript is spliced from 6 exons. Gene Ontology annotation, molecular function: protein binding.
AAACAAAAUGCAGACCUUUGUAAAUGUUUUUCUGGGAUUUUUUAUCUUUGAGUCUGUUGGAGCUGCCCCUAUCAGUGAUACCAUAAUUUAUGAUUCUGAGUUCUAUGACAUACCACUUGGAGAGCUGCCUCACCCAUUUGCCUAUGAUGAAAACAAGCAGUCUGACCAAGUAGAGACAGAUAUUGGGACAAAACUACAUUCUGUAAUUCAAGAGAGUUAUUCUUCUGCACCAUUGACAGAAGAAACUGAGGAUGAAGCAUCAACACCAAAAUUAAUUGAUGGGUCUUCAGCACAGGGGUCAGGGGUUCUUGGACCCCAGACUCAAGAUGGUCUUCCCACUUGCCUUUUGUGUACAUGCCUAGGGACCACAGUCUACUGUGAUGAUCGUGAGCUUCAUGCUGUUCCGCCAUUGCCUAAGAAAACCACAUAUUUCUAUUCACGCUAUAACAGAAUCAAGAAGAUCAGCAGAAAUGACUUUGCUAACUUAAACCAUUUAAAGAGGAUUGAUUUGACUGCAAACUUCAUAUCAGAUAUCCACAAGGAUGCCUUCCGAAGAUUGCCCCAACUUCAGGAGUUGGUGCUCCGUGACAAUAGGAUAAGACAACUCCCUGAGUUACCAACUACCUUAACAUUCAUUGAUGUUAGUAAGAACAGGCUUGGUCACAGAGGGAUACCAAAUGAGGCAUUUAAAAAUCUGGAUGAACUGCAGCAUCUUUAUAUCACUGACAAUAACUUGGAUCACAUUCCAUUGCCACUCCCUGAAAGCCUACAAGCUCUUCAUCUUCAGAACAACAACAUUCAAGAGAUGCAUGAAGAUACUUUCUGCAAAAUGAGAGAUUUUACUUAUGUGCGUAGAGCACUUGAAGACAUCAGACUGGAUGGUAAUCCCAUCAACCUGAGCAAAACACCUUAUGCUUACAUGUGUCUACCCCGCUUGCCAGUUGGUAACCUCAUCUAAGCUA